[Torrubiella] hemipterigena is the source of this 844-nucleotide messenger RNA. The record is from the annotation of a GenBank genome assembly. NCBI's taxonomy places the organism in Eukaryota, Fungi, Ascomycota, Sordariomycetes, Hypocreales, Clavicipitaceae.
AUGGUGAUGAUGCGGCAUCACAUUAUUCUUACAACUCUUCCACUCCUAACUCUGGCAGCACUACCGCCCAGAAAACUCGCACCCAUCCUACCAGUUACAUACGAACCUAUACCCAACCAAUACAUUGUCAAACUGAAACGAUCGAGCAGUAUCAGAUCGCGCGACAACGUUAUCUCUUUGUUACAAGAUGAGUCUAUUCAGGAAUGGAGUCUUGCUAUGAAUGGCUUCGCGGCCAUUAUGUCUGGCGAAAUCUUGGAUACUAUUCGCACACACACGGACAUUGAGUACAUUGAACCUGACGGUCAUGCCUGUGCUACAUACUUGAUGAACCCGGAUGGGAGUGGUCCCUUCUUGAGUAACAGUACCUCGCAUACUGUUACUCAAUCGGGAGCAACUUGGGGUAUUUCCAGGGUGUCGUCAAAGAGGCCUGGCGCCAAGGACUACAAGUAUCAAAGCUCGGCAGGCGGGGGGACCUGUGUCUAUAUUAUUGAUACUGGUAUGGAUUUGAAGCACGCCGAGUUCGAGGGUCGUGCUGUACUCGGUAAGAAAAUCGCCCCUGGUAGAGAUGGCGACAGGCUUGGCCAUGGAACGCACACUGGCGGUACAGUUGGUGGUAAGCUAUACGGCAUUGCAAAGAAGGCCAAGUUGAUUGAUGUCAAGGCUAUUCCUGAUGAUGGUGUCGGUCCAUGGUCACAUAUAAUUUCCGCCUUUGACUAUGUCAUCAGCGAUAAUAGAGAAUGCCCCAAAGGGAAGAUAAUCAACGCAUCUUUGGGGGCGGCGGGCGGAGUCAAGGCACCGAUGAUGCCGUAACAAAAGCUGUCAAGAGUGGUAUCUUUGGCUGCUA